Balaenoptera ricei (Rice's whale) is the source of this 6209-nucleotide messenger RNA. It is a transcript of the gene YTHDC2, whose product is annotated as YTH N6-methyladenosine RNA binding protein C2. Gene Ontology annotation, cellular component: intracellular anatomical structure. The record is from RefSeq and is a predicted model, not a curated record. Lineage: Eukaryota; Metazoa; Chordata; Mammalia; Artiodactyla; Balaenopteridae. The transcript is spliced from 30 exons. Gene Ontology annotation, molecular function: RNA binding; ATP binding; protein binding. The coding region runs from base 189 to 4481 and encodes 1430 amino acids.
UCUAGUGCCGCCGGCGCCUCAUCGCCUGUUGUGGACACCGGGGGUUUUCCGGUGAGCCCGAUCCAGCGCAGAUAGCCUGUGGAGCCGUUUGGCCCCGGCAAAGGCCCCCGAGGCCCACUUUCCUUGUCGUUGGCCGUCAGCCAGCAGGCCUGGCCGCUCUACCGCGAGGAGAACAUCUCCUCAGGGCCAUGUCCAGGCCGAGCAGCGUCUCCCCGCGGCCGUCGGCUCCUGGAAGGGGCGGCGGCAGCUGCCCGGCGCCGUGUGGCCUUGCGGGCGGCGGCCGGGCCAAGGGGCUGAAGGACAUUCGUAUAGACGAGGAGGUGAAGAUCGCGGUCAAUAUCGCUCUGGAGCGCUUCCGAUACGGGGACCAGAGAGAAAUGGAAUUUCCUUCUUCUUUGACCAGUACGGAAAGAGCCUUUAUUCAUCGAUUGAGUCAGUCUCUUGGUUUGGUUUCUAAAAGUAAAGGAAAGGGAGCAAGUAGAUACCUAACUGUGAAGAAGAAAGAUGGAUCAGAAACAACUCAUGCAAUGAUGACCUGUAAUUUGACUCAUAAUACAAAACAUGCUGUUAGGAGCCUAAUUCAAAGAUUUCCUGUCACCAAUAAAGAGCGUACUGAACUUCUGCCUAAAACAGAAAGAGGAAAUGUGUUUGCAGUUGAAGCUGAAAACCGGGAAAUGAGCAAGACAAGUGGGCGACUCAACAAUGGCAUACCUCAGAUUCCAGUGAAAAGAGGAGAAUCUGAAUUUGAUUCUUUCAGGCAGUCUCUGCCAGUGUUUGAGAAACAAGAAGAAAUUGUUAAAAUAAUUAAGGAAAAUAAAGUAGUUUUGAUUGUAGGAGAAACUGGGUCUGGAAAGACUACACAGAUUCCUCAGUUCCUUUUAGAUGAUUGCUUUAAAAAUGGUAUCCCCUGCCGUAUAUUUUGUACUCAACCAAGGCGAUUAGCAGCUAUUGCUGUGGCUGAAAGAGUUGCUGCAGAGAGAAGAGAAAGGAUUGGUCAGACAAUUGGGUACCAGAUCCGUUUAGAAAGCAGGGUUUCUCCAAAGACACUUCUGACAUUUUGCACCAAUGGGGUACUGCUUCGUACUCUGAUGGCAGGAGAUAGUUCAUUGUCAACUGUGACACAUGUUAUUGUGGAUGAAGUACAUGAAAGGGAUCGAUUUAGUGAUUUUUUACUUACAAAGUUAAGAGAUUUGUUGCAGAAGCACCCAACUUUGAAACUAAUUCUUUCUAGUGCUGCCUUAGAUGUAAAUCUUUUUAUGAGAUAUUUCGGGAGUUGUCCAGUGACAUACAUACAGGGAAGACCAUUUGAAGUAAAAGAAAUGUUUCUGGAAGACAUUUUAAGAACUACUGGAUACACAAACAAAGAAAUGUUAAAAUACAAAAAGGAAAAACAACGAGAGGAAAGACAACAAACCACACUUACAGAAUGGUACUCAGCUCAAGAGAAUACUUUCAAGUCUGAAUCUCAGAGACAGAGAGCUGUCCCAAAUGUGACUGAAGAAUAUGAUUUAUUGGAUGAUGGUGGUGAUGCCGUCUUCAGUCAGUUGACAGAAAAAGAUGUGAAUUGCCUUGAACCAUGGUUAAUAAAGGAAAUGGAUGCUUGUCUUUCUGACAUAUGGCUGCAUAAAGAUGUUGAUGCGUUUGCUCAGGUCUUUCACCUUAUUUUAACUGAAAAUGUUAGUGUGGAUUACAGACAUAGUGAAACCAGUGCAACAGCGUUGAUGGUUGCUGCAGGACGAGGUUUUUCAAGUCAAGUAGAACAGUUAAUUAGUAUGGGAGCCAAUGUUCAUAUUAAAGCAUCAAAUGGCUGGAUGGCUUUAGAUUGGGCUAAACACUUUGGGCAGACAGAAAUUGUGGAUCUUCUAGAAUCUUACAGUGCUUCAUUGGAAUUUGGAAAUUUAGAUGAAAGUUCUUUGGUUCAAACAAAUGGGAGUGAUCUCAGUGCAGAAGACAGAGAGCUCCUGAAAGCUUAUCAUCAUAGUUUUGAUGAUGAAAAAGUAGACUUGGAUUUGAUCAUGCAUCUUCUAUACAAUAUCUGCCAUAGUUGUGAUUCUGGUGCAAUAUUGAUUUUCCUGCCUGGAUAUGAUGAAAUUGUUGGUCUGAGGGAUCGCAUCCUGUUUGAUGACAGGCGGUUCGCUGACAAUACUCAUAGAUACCAAGUCUUUAUGCUUCAUUCAAAUAUGCAAACGUCCGAUCAAAAGAAGGUAUUAAAAAACCCACCUGCAGGUGUUCGAAAAAUAAUCCUUUCCACCAAUAUUGCUGAAACCAGCAUCACAGUCAAUGACGUUGUCUUUGUUAUUGAUUCUGGUAAAGUGAAAGAGAAAUCCUUUGAUGCACUGAAUUUUGUUACAAUGUUAAAAAUGGUGUGGAUUUCCAAAGCUAGUGCCAUACAGCGAAAAGGCAGGGCAGGGCGAUGCAGACCUGGAAUUUGUUUCCGGCUGUUCAGUAGACUUCGAUUCCAGAAUAUGUUGGAAUUUCAGACUCCAGAACUUUUGAGAAUGCCAUUACAGGAACUUUGUUUACAUACCAAGCUCUUAGCCCCAGUUAAUUGUCCUAUUGCUGAUUUCCUUAUGAAAGCUCCUGAACCUCCACCAGCUUUAAUUGUAAGAAAUGCUGUGCACAUGCUUAAGACAAUAGAUGCAAUGGAUGCAUGGGAAGAUCUCACUGAACUUGGAUAUCAUUUGGCUGACUUGCCAGUAGAACCACAUCUUGGUAAAAUGGUCCUGUGUGCUGUGGUGUUAAAGUGUCUGGACCCCAUCCUUACAAUUGCCUGCACACUAGCCUACCGAGAUCCUUUUGUCCUGCCAACGCAGGCCUCUCAAAAACGUGCAGCUAUGCUUUGUAGGAAACGUUUCACUGCAGGGACUUUCAGUGACCACAUGGCACUUCUCAGAGCAUUCCAGGCAUGGCAGAAAGCUCGAAGUGAUGGGUGGGAGCGAGCCUUUUGUGAAAAGAAUUUUCUUUCACAAGCUACUAUGGAAAUAAUCAUAGGCAUGAGAACUCAGUUGCUUGGUCAACUUAGAGCAUCAGGUUUUGUGAGAGCACGAGGUGGUGGUGACAUUCGAGAUGUUAACACAAAUUCUGAGAACUGGGCUGUCGUUAAAGCUGCAUUGGUUGCAGGCAUGUAUCCUCAUUUAGUCCAUGUGGACAGAGAGAAUGUAGUAUUGACAGGGCCAAAGGAGAAAAAAGUACGAUUUCAUCCCACUUCAGUUCUCAGUCAACCUCAAUAUAAAAAGAUUCCUCCAGCUAAUGGUCAAGCUGCAGCAAUUCAGGCACUGCCCACAGAUUGGCUUAUUUAUGAUGAAAUGACCAGAGCUCAUAGAAUAGCUAAUAUUAGAUGUUGUUCAGCAGUGACACCUGUCACUGUAUUGAUAUUUUGUGGACCAGCUAGGUUGGCAAGUAAUGCUCUUCAGGAACCUUCAUCUUUUCGAGCAGAUGGUAUUCCUAAUGACAGUAGUGAUAGUGAAAUGGAAGACAGAACUACUGCUAAUUUGGCAGCUUUAAAACUUGAUGAGUGGCUCAAUUUCAAACUAGAGCCAGAGGCAGCCAGUUUAUUGCUGCAGCUUAGACAGAAGUGGCAUAGCUUAUUUUUACGCCGAAUGAGAGCUCCAUCCAAACCUUGGUCUCAAGUUGAUGAAGCUACCAUAAGAGCAAUUAUAGCUGUUUUAAGCACUGAAGAACAGUCUGCAGGUUUACAACAACCAUCUGGGAUUGGCCAAAGGCCAAGGCCUAUGUCUUCAGAAGAACUUCCUUUGGCAUCAUCUUGGAGGUCAAAUAAUAGUAGGAAAAUUUCAGCAGAUACUGAAUUUUCUGCUGAGUCUACUACUGCAGAAAGAGUAUUGAUGGAAUCUCCAUCUCCAGCACUGCACCCACCUCAGAAGUACAAAGAUAGAGGAAUUUUACAUCCUAAACGAAGCACUGAUGACAGGUCAGAUCAGUCUUCUGUGAAAUCUACAGACAGCAAUAGUUAUCCAAGUCCUUGUGCUAGUCCUUCUCCUCCAUCCUCAGGAAAGGGCUCAAAAUCUCCUUCACCAAGACCAAACAUGCCUAUUCGAUACUUCAUAAUGAAGAGUAGCAAUCUGAGAAACCUUGAAAUUUCUCAACAGAAGGGUAUCUGGUCUACAACCCCUAGUAAUGAGCAGAAGCUAAACCGAGCCUUUUGGGAAAGCAGCAUGGUUUACUUGGUAUUUUCUGUUCAAGGAUCUGGACAUUUCCAGGGAUUUUCUAGAAUGUCUUCUGAGAUAGGAAGGGAGAAGAGUCAGGACUGGGGUUCAGCUGGACUAGGAGGAGUGUUUAAGGUGGAGUGGAUACGAAAAGAAAGUCUUCCCUUUCAGUUUGCACACCAUUUACUCAAUCCUUGGAAUGACAACAAGAAAGUCCAGAUAAGCAGAGAUGGGCAGGAACUAGAACCUCAGGUUGGUGAACAGUUGCUCCAGUUAUGGGAACGCCUUUCAUUGGGAGAAAAAACCACAACUGAUUGACAUUCAGACUUCUUAGCUUCAGAAGAACAUCAUGCCUACUUAUAACCACUGAAUGCACUGACUUCCAAAAACUGAGAUGGGGUUGUGUGUUAUUCUGAAUGGGCUUUUCUGGUUGAAAGUGUUGCUUUAGAACCACCAUCUUCAUAUAAAAGAGAAAAGGAUAAUUUAAUUUUUAUAGUGAUCAUAGGGAACGAUUAUAUGUUUAUUAAUAUGUUUAUAAUUGAAUGAAAUAGAGUAGUUUCAUUAUUUAACACAAUAGCAGUUAAACAUACUUAAUUUGAAGUUAAACAUUUCAUUUGUUUGAAACACUGACUUAGAACUCUUAUUGGUGAUUUUUUUUAAUGCAGAGUAAAUUGUUUACUUUUAAGAAAGGUCUGACUAUAUCUGUCCAUCUGAGCAACAUUUUAGAAGAGUCAACUCUAAAGAUUUAUCAUUAAAAAACAAGCAAGGAAAGCAAAUGACCAAAAUCUAAAAAUGUCCCUUUUAAAAAUAGGGUGUGCUGAUUAAAGACUAUUCAUUGUGCCAUUUUUAACCUGAGGCACAUUAAAGAAAAAAAAAAAAGAAAGAAUGUUCUUUUUCUGCAACUAUGAAAUGCAGUAAAAACUGAAGAAAGGCAGAAUUCUUCCCUGACUUUGAUCAGAUCAGAUUAAGUGCUUAGUUUUAUUCCUGGUGCUACCUCUUUUAACCUGAUGUGUCCUAAACCUUCCUUUCUCCUACAUUACAAUCGUCACACAUCUCUGAUAUAAAAACAGUGAUUAUGAUCUCUUUGUUUUGGCUAGAGAAACUUGAUUUAGACAAGUUAAAAAUUUAAGCAGGUUAUACAAGUUGAAAAGAAAUGCUCUUAACAGUUAGUGGUAGCUUGGUUUCUCUAUGUCUUCCAAACUGAAGCCUCCAAACACCACAAUUCUAAAUGCCUUCUAUUUGUUUUCUAGUACUUUUUAUUCUACUUAUGUUUCCAGGUAAGAUUUCUCUUUUUUUGCAUUUGUGGUUUAAUAAAUGGAGAGUACCUUUUUGUAAACCCAUGUUAGUGCCAACUGUCAUAUAUUUCUUUGCCAUCUCAGAAUUAUUUGGUUUGCUCUCUUUACCACAAUUGUCUAUGAAGUUUCCUUAGACACUUUCUGAAGGGAAAUGGAGGUUCAGGGAGAAAUCAAAGAAAUGUCUUGGUUACUGAGUUCUAAAUAGACCAGGUUUGAUAGCACUUCUCAUGAUGCAGUUGGGUCAUUGCCAUGUAACAAAAAACCAACAUGAAUCUGAUUUAAAGACAAAAAGAAAACUCUAAGUCCUCUGCUUCUAUAUUUGAGAACAAAGAAGUGAAAAAUCAUGGGUCAACAUAAAAUCUUGGGAACUCUUCUACUUUCUCUGGGAAAGCAUUAUAUGUUGGUGCAUUAGUUUAAAAUGUCGGCUGUGACUUUUGCCUGUAUACGUAGGUACUGGAUUUUUGUUUGUUUUAUACUUUGAAACAUACCUGUAAAUUGAGCCUAUGUGAAUUAUGUUCCACUACAUGCAUAUUACAGUUCUUUUCCUAUUAGAGCAAGUUGUGGUUUUCUGAUAAUGGAUACAUUUUGUUUAGGUACAUAUUUAGCAGUUCACAGUGUCCUAAUUUGGAAGUAAGAACUUCUAAAAAAUAGAACUUGUUUUAAUUUUCAUCUGUUUUCUAAUAUAUAUCCCUGUAUGUAAAUGAUGAGUUUGUUGAUAUUUAAGAUAAACACAAUUUGAAUGUAAUUAAAA